CUGUAGGAGGAGGAGGAGGAGGAGCGGGGGGUGGAGGAGACAGGCAAAAAGUGGGGGAUGUUCAUCGACACAACAGAAAUCACUUUUUUUGGGUGACAGAGGGGACCUCGUUUGGCCCCGGGGAUCACCCUCCGUCCCUCGGUUGAGUUGAAUGUGUCAGACCGGCGACGGUCGCCGUCUGCUGCCUGGAUUUUAUUUAUAACCGACAAGAAAAUUGGAUGGGACGCACACACGGGCAAGACAAUCCCGGAAAUAACAUGCGUACUCUCAGCCUGUCACGUACGCUCGCUGAGGAUUUGCAUUGCUGUAGGCUGCCGUAGAUAUCCCGCAACAAAAUGUUUAUAAGACGGAUACAAACAAAUACACAGCUUGAGAGUGUUGUAUGAGAGUAUUUGGUAAAAAAUAAGAGCGAGUAAAAGAGGACUUGGACAUGAAACUUCUAGUGGCAGUGGCAAAGAUCCUCUAUAUGAGAGAAAGCAGCGGCUCAGCGAGAAAAUGAAGCGAGGACGUGAGCUACGUGCGCAUCCAGCAGAUGACGAGAUGAAAUGGAGAGCUUGGGACACACGGACCCUUUAAACCCAAGCUCUUCCCUCGGAUCCGUAGCUGUUUCAACCACGCAGCAGAGCGUCUUUGGAGCGGCAGAGAUUCAUCACACGUACCGAGCGGACAUGGGGCUUAACGGCGUAUGCGCGGCACCGGUCGGGAGUCCGACGGCCGCGGAGUUACUCGCGGGUCUGGCCUCUCAGACCGACUCCCCUGCAAUCACAACCCCGACGAAGCUGUCUAAAACCGGCGUGCCGCUCUACAACGGUGGGGUGGUGUCUCCAUCUGCCACCGUGGAGGGGAGCCACGCAGGCGUUUUGGCUCACACACCAAACGGUUACCCGGCACAGAUAAAAGGGGCGGUGGGGGUGACAGGCGACCCCAUGUACCCUCUCACUAGCAGAGCCUCUCUGAUGGAGAACGGGGACCGGGCAGCUCAUGAGAAGUGUCCUUCACUGAUGAGGAGAAUCAAUGGUGACCUGAAAGCCAGGCAGGUGCAACAGAAACGCAGAGGUGGGGAGAAUCGGGACAUGGGGUCAGGAGCUCCUCAUGGCCUCACAAUGGAGUCACCCGGGUCAGGAAGUUCUGUGGACUCGGCUUUUGCUUCUGGGGACUUGGACUGUAAGCGGAGACGGUUGGCAGAUGAAAGUGUUGCUCACAAAUCUUCAGAGGCCUCCAGAGUGGCCCGAGUGGUCGCCCCACUCGCCAACUGCAGCAACAGUUCCCAUAGCAACCAAAUGACUGUCAAUCAUGUGCACUGUGUCACUCCCCAAUCUCCCUUCACCCCUCAUACUAACCAGCACACCGGACAUAAAGUGGCCUCCUCAGGACCGCUAGCUGCACCCAGCCAGACCUCCCCCGUCGAGGCUAAGUGCAUCCCGACUCCACCACCUCCAGCAAGGGCAGGCUGGUCGGCAGAGCACAUAGCCCAGCAGUACAUCAUCCCCUGCAUGAAAUACUAUGGCAUCUGUCUGAAGGACAACUUCCUGGGCCCUGAGCUGGGCAGCAGGGUCCUGGAUGAGGUGGAGGUCCUAAACCGCAGCGGGAAAUUUCGGGGUGGGCAGCUGGUGAGCCAGAAGAACAUCCCCUCUCGGAGCAUCCGAGGUGACCAGAUAGCCUGGGUGGAGGGAGGACAGCCCGGGUGCGAGAGCAUCGGGGCACUGAUGGCUCACAUCGAUGAGGCCGUCAUGUACAGCGCUGCCAAUGGACAGCUGGGGGACUGCGUCAUCAAUGGACGCACCAAGGCAAUGGUUGCUUGUUACCCGGGGAACGGGGCGGGGUACGUCCGUCAUGUUGACAACCCUAACGGUGACGGACGUUGCAUCACGUGUAUCUACUAUCUCAACAAGAACUGGGAUGUCAAGAAACAAGGAGGGAUGCUGCAGAUCUACCCUGAAGGCAAAAAUGUGGUGGCCAACAUCGAACCUCUGUUUGACCGGCUGCUCAUCUUCUGGUCUGACCGCAGGAACCCACACGAAGUCAAGCCGGCCUUCGCCACUCGCUAUGCCAUCACAGUCUGGUACUUUGAUGCCAAAGAGAGAGCUGAAGCUAAAGAGAAAUACAGAUUGGCAACAGGACAGAAAGGUGUUCAAGUGCCUGUCACCCAAAACAGCAGGACAUAAAUCUUAUCCAAUUACUGGAGAGCACUCUGAAAGCAUUAUGUGCCUUCCUGGACUACUAAUGGACGUCACGAUGGAAAAAGGGAGACAUCGUUAAAACUGUCAGUCACCAACGCAGCUCCGUGCCACUCUUACAGUGUCAGCUGUCACAUUCACAUCAAGGACUGUGAUGUAAUGUUUCGCUGCCACGUGACGAGGCUGCUGAUCAAAGACGUGGCAGAUACAGAGCACAACAGACUUGAUUGUGUGGCCAAGGUGAGAUCAGAGUUGCGCAGAAGUCAUGGCAAAAGGAGAAGAAAAGAACUUCAAUAUCUUGCUGAAUCAAGUAUGAAGACAAGAAACUAAGAAAAAAAAACAAAUCUCCUUAAUUUUAUUUUGUUGCAGUUUUGCCUGUUUGGUUAGCAGUGAUGUUGUGAUGUGUUAAGAAAUUAUUGUUUUACUCUGAUCUGGUGUCAUUUUUAAUUCAAACACAAGGAGCAUCAAUGAUGAAUCAGUGGGAAAAGGGGAGCAAGGAGAAGAAAUCAGCAGCGUUGUCCCUGAAAUUCCAUAUCUCUCAUUGUGUGUUAUGUGAUCCCCUUGUCUCAUGACGUGGGCAAAUGUGUAUGUGUGGUCAGUGUAAAAAUAGAGGCACGGAAAAGAAUGGAAAGUUGCCCUUUGGCAUUUAUUCAGUCAGUCCAGGCUCAAGCACUAACCUUAAACAUUACAGGGACGCACUUAAAACUUGCAUGAGGACAACUCAACACUGUAGUUUUACCCUACAUAGCACACUAAGUGAAGAUCAAGAAGUGUUUCUGGACUUCAUUACAAAAACAGACAACUGUCUGCAACAGCCACAAAAUCGCUCAAUAGUAAUCCAGCAUGGGUCUUUCUUUUUAGUAUUGUUUUUGCAGUUGGAAUGUGUGAAGCAGAUUUUCAAGACUGCAUGUAGAGUACUCAGAGGUUUACUACAUAACGGAUGUGCAGUGCCCUGUAUAGGACGUGGCUCACACUUGAGGGGAGACACCCCAGGUGAAAAUGUAGUCUGGUCAAUUUUGAGAUUUUGGGCUAUUUUGCAUCCAUAAGAGACAUUCAGAUGAGUGGAAAGAAAAUGUCCAAAAACACAUUUAGGUGUUUAUUUUCUCUGGAAAUAUAUGCAAAAAUCAUACUUAAUUAGAUAAUACCUAAUUUGCAUAUUUAACCCUUUGAAACCUGAGCAAAUUGGCUUAAUGUCUUCUAAAAAAAAUGGUAGGAAGGCAAUCAGCAAAAACAGAAGAAAUGACUACACUUUUGCAAGAAAUUAGUAGAUAAACAAAAAAACAAGAAAAUUUGUAAAGUAAAAAAAAUGUGAAAAAAAUUGUCACAAAAAAUGAAGGGGGGGGGGAAACAAAUUAAAAAGCUUGAAAAAGUGCUUAAAAAUUAUUUUAAAAAUUCUGAAGCAUCAUUUUAAACUAAUAGUCACAAUUAUAAAUAUAGAUUUUCCCUAUUUUUUUUUAAUAUAUAUUUUAUAUAUUUUUUUAUCUAUUACUUUUUUGCAAUUUGUGACACAUUUCUCACCAAGUUGCUCAUUGCAUUUUUUCCUAUGUUUGUAAAAGAAAUCGCACCAAUUCGCUCAGGGUUCAAAGGUUUAAAUACUUGGCAAAGGUGUAUUAAAGCAGCGCAAGAACAGUGAUGUCGCUCCAGGUUUCUAAGGGUUAAACAUAAAAUUAAAAAAAAAUUGUAAUACAAAAAAAUAAUCGUCUUAAUAGUAAAGUAAUCAAGAUAUCGUGAAGAUUUAGCAUGAUAUCUAUCAGUUAAAUUUUUUACCCUACUCAUCUGUCUUAUUCUUUUGUCUAAAAAUGUGUGGAAUUUGACAAUACAUAUGUUUAAAGGCCAUUUUCUCACACUCUGCGCCAGAAAUCUCAGCUUCAGUAUCACUUACAUACAGCAAACGUUUCAGUUUUAUUCCUCUCUAUAUUCAGAAGGUUUUUACAGAGGAGGUUGUUCACCUAUCACUCACAGCCGGAUUUAUAGAGCAUUUUAAUCCUAAGAAAAUGUUGAAAAUUGAUGAGUGAUCCCAAAACCCCCUCUUUAAAAACCUUUGACUCUGAUGUGUCAAUAAAAUAAGAAUUUUGAGCCUGGCUUUAAUCAAUGCUCAGAUUUUUGUUUUUUAAAUGUAUGCAAAUUAGUGCAUGUUUAAUAAGAUAAAGAAUCAUUUGUAUAUUUAAACAUAAAGAUUUCCAAAAACUUGGAAUACAAAAAAAUAAUUGUCUUAGUGUAAGUAAUCAACCGGGGACGUUUCAUAGUGAUAUUUAUUAGUUACCCACUCACCUGUAGUGUCUCCCCCUGAGACAGGAGGCAAGCUUUCCAAUGGCUCUAAACAGGGUUUGAUGUUUGAUCAGUGUGCUCUUUCUCUUUCUGUGUGUGUGUGUGUGUGUGGGUGUGGGGGUGUGUGUACAUUAACUUGUAUGCACACCCAGCUUGACUCUUACCUGUUAACAAGAUAGAAACAAUAUGUAACAGCAGUGCGGACACUGUCAGACAAAACUUGUGCCCUAACAAAAGACCAUUUACAGUAUAAAGCACAGAGUUAAGAUACGCUGCAGGGUCACACUGCCUGCUUGUGUGUGGGAUUGACUGUUUGUGUGUAAAUGUGUACUUGCACAUGUAUGUGACAAUUUCUGCUGUCUCUAAGAGGGUGGCAGGUCUCAGUGUAUUUUAGACUGGUUUAAAGAGAAGGUUAUUUUUAAAUAAGCACUUUAUUGUUUGUGUGAAUGAUAGAAAAACUAUAACUAAAAAUGUAGAUUAAUGCCUUUAUGCUGUGGAAAAUAUGGUCAUUCAAAUGCAAUAGAAACUAAAACAAUGAGAACAAAUUAAAAUGGUUUGCUUUUUUUUUUUUUUUUGAAUAUUUAAUUAAAACCCGUCUGUUUCU
Molecule: messenger RNA, 5049 nt
Organism: Epinephelus lanceolatus (giant grouper)
Lineage: Eukaryota; Metazoa; Chordata; Actinopteri; Perciformes; Serranidae
Gene: egln2
Product: egl-9 family hypoxia-inducible factor 2
Biological process (GO): cellular response to hypoxia; peptidyl-proline hydroxylation to 4-hydroxy-L-proline
Cellular component (GO): nucleus; cytoplasm
Molecular function (GO): peptidyl-proline 4-dioxygenase activity; L-ascorbic acid binding; ferrous iron binding
Source: RefSeq, a predicted model, not a curated record